Naumovozyma castellii is the source of this 2328-nucleotide messenger RNA. RefSeq names its product forkhead family transcription factor FKH2 (gene FKH2). The record is from RefSeq and is a predicted model, not a curated record. NCBI's taxonomy places the organism in Eukaryota, Fungi, Ascomycota, Saccharomycetes, Saccharomycetales, Saccharomycetaceae. Bases 1 to 2328 code for a protein of 775 amino acids. The transcript has a single exon.
AUGUCAAAUAAUAAUAAUAAAGCUUCAGGAUCAUACACUGCUAAGGAACAUCAAGAGUUCGUCAAUGCUGUAAUAUCCGCACUAGAAGCACCAGAGACUCCGACCACAGUUUCCUUGGAGUAUUCAAACGUUAAGAAUGAUGCUGCUGAAAUUCAAGCCUAUGCAAAAUUGGCAGGUUCUAAUUGGACUUAUUAUUUGAAAGAAGUGGAAGUUUCUAUUGGAAGAAACACAGAACCUACGGCCAAUAGUCAAUAUAAUGAAAAACCUGUAGACAUUGAUCUAGGCCCUGCAAAAGUGGUAUCGAGGAAACAUGCAGUGAUUAAAUAUAAUAGAGAACAAGGUGGUUGGGAAUUACAUGUAUUGGGAAGAAAUGGUGCUAAAGUUAAUUUUCAGAAAAUCCAAUCCGGUCAUAAUGUUUUGCCCAUCAGAUUAUCUUCUGGUACAGUACUAGACAUUGGUGGAACACAAAUGAUGUUUAUAUUACCAGAUCAGCAACCUUAUAUUUCUCCCUUAUGUUUAGAAGCUUUGAUUCCAAGACUAUUUACAUCGUACGGAAUGAAAGGUAACGAAAAUAAAAUACUACACGACGUCAUUAGAGAGUCAAGAUACUUCCAAGACUUUCAACAACAACAAGGCUCUCAGCAAGGCUUGGAACGUGGUGAGAUUAAUGACUCAGAACAACAACAACAACAACUGAAAAACCAGCCACAACAACAAAAGGUGAAAGCGUUCAAGAUGUAUGGCAGUGGAAAUUUAAAUUAUCCCAAUGGAACCCAAUUUGUCAAUCACCAGACACCAAUGAAUUCAUCUGAUAUGUUCAAUGUUAAUGAUGUCGGAAGAAGGUCAUCAAACACUUCUUCAGGAGGGACUCUCCCCGAUUCAAGAAACAUGUUAACCUCAUCAUUUCCUCAAUCGUUAGACUACGCCUCCGAUCUUUCUCGAGAUGAGAAUAAAGCUGUGAAACCACCACAUUCAUAUGCUACCAUGAUUACUCAGGCAAUCCUAUCCACUCCAGAAGGUGUCAUUUUAUUAGCUGAUAUUUACAAGUUCAUUUCAUCGAACUAUGCAUAUUAUAGAUUCGCCAAAUCAGGUUGGCAAAACUCAAUCAGGCACAACUUGUCUUUAAAUAAAGCCUUUGAAAAGGUUCCAAGAAAACCAAAUGAACCAGGUAAGGGUAUGAAAUGGAGAAUAAAUGCAGAAUAUCAAAAUGAUUUUAUUACAAAGUGGAAUACUGGUAAAAUUGGCAAGAUAAGAAGAGGCUCUUCAGUGGCUAGACAACUUCAAUUACAUAUGUCCAAAUUCAAUUCUUUGCCCAGUUCGAAUCCUGCACAAAACCAAGUAGUAGGCCAACAAACUCAACUAAAUCAACCACCUCCAGCGCCUCUCCCCCAACGACAACAACAGCAGCAAAGAAUGGAACCGCAGCAGCAGCAGUUUAUGAUUCAAUCACAACAGUCACAAGCUUAUACACCGGUGAAUCAAUUAAAUCAACAACCAAGCCGAAAUGGGCCGCCAAUUAUAAACGUACAUAAUGUGAAUAACGAUGUUCCUCCACACUAUCCGCUUGGUUUGAUACCGGAGCGUCCUCAAACCGAUAUGAACAAUAACCAAAUGAAACCACCAUCUAUGCCAGCACAUUUAAGUAGGAAUGCAAGUAAUAAUGCUCUAGUAUCAUUUACAAAAGCUGCUUCCAAAAUUCAAAAUAGUAUUUCACAGCAGAAAGCUCUACCACCAAUAGUGACGGGAGCUCAACCACAAACCAACUUAUCUCAGACGGACCCGUCCUCAAAUCAGCUAAAUGGAGCAUCAACUAACAUCCAACUUUCGCCAACGUAUGAUUCCUUACUGCGCUCGCCUACGAAAGCGUUUCAUAUCAAACAAAUGGAAGCAUAUACACCAGAGAGAGGCAGUGGACUCCAGAAUCGCUCCCCUCUUAAUAAUAACUAUUCAAACCAGAAUAUUUCAGGUAACGCUGCCACCCUAAACACUAAUAAUAAUAGGAAAUUAGCUGCACCUGUAUCCUCACUAACCGUUACCAAUCUGGAGAAUAAUCCAAAGUUUACUCCCUCAUCCAAUAAAUCACAAGGAAAUAGAAGCUCGCCCAAUGUCUGGAAUCUUCUACAAUUUAGUUCUGUUAAUAACACAGCAUCCAUCAUCAAUAACAAUGGUAGCAAUCAACCGGAGACUAAUAUAUCUAGUGAAUCUAAGGAGAUGGCUUCAUCCCCAUUGAAAAGACACGAUGAUUCGGAUCCUGCAGACGGUACUAAUGGAAAAAAAUUAAUGCUAGACACCGAUGGUGCCAAGAUUAGUGUGGUCAACGACUUAUAG